Kazachstania africana CBS 2517 is the source of this 876-nucleotide messenger RNA. RefSeq lists its product as uncharacterized. The coding region runs from base 1 to 876 and encodes 291 amino acids. The transcript has a single exon. The record is from RefSeq and is a predicted model, not a curated record. Lineage: Eukaryota; Fungi; Ascomycota; Saccharomycetes; Saccharomycetales; Saccharomycetaceae.
AUGUCAUACACAGGCAUAUUACAUAAUUACGCUGGUAGGCAUGCUGCUUUUGAGUUUGCCCCUACGAAGCUGCCUAACGUUUUAAUUGCCAUUGGAGGCAUGACAGAUGGCCUCCUGACGGUACCCUACGUGCAGGGAUUGCCUGAAGUAAUGAAACAAUACAACUACUCAGUAAUUCAGAUUCAAUACACGAGUAGCUUCAAAGGUUGGGGUACUUCUUCUCUACAACAGGACAUAAAGGAAAUUGCCCAAUUGAUUAGGUUCUUAAAAUCUGAAAAAGGUGGUAAACGAGACAAAAUAAUGCUCAUUGGUCACUCUACUGGCUCUCAAGAUGUCAUGACGUAUCUUUUAAAUGAAGACAAGUACAAAGAUUGUGAAAUUGUGGCUGCAAUCUUGCAAGGGUCAGCUUCUGACAGAGAGGCAAUGAGAAUGGAAUAUGAUGAUGAGACUUUGUCAAAUCUAAACAAGAGAGUGGAAAAAUUGAUAGCUGAAGGUAAGAAAGAUGAGCUUUUGCCAACUGAGUUCUCCAAUUAUGUGUUUGGGGUCCCAAUUACAGCAUAUAGAUGGUGGUCAAUCAUGUGCCCUGGAGGUGAUGAUGAUUAUUUCUCAAGUGACCUGGAUGAGAACACAUUAAGGAGCACGUUUGGGAAGAUUAAGAAACCCUUCUUAAUUGCAUAUUCUGGUAAGGAUAAUUUUGUCCCAGAUUACGUUGACAAGGCUGCUGUAAUUGAAAAGUGGAGAUCCAUUGCUAACCCUCAAUUUUGGUCUAAAAAUUCUGGCCUAGUGGAGGGUGCAGAUCAUUUCGUUACACAGAGUGACUCUCAACAGUUUUUGUAUUCAAUGAUCAAGGCUUUUAUGGAAGAAUUCGAUCUCUAG